Dentiscutata heterogama is the source of this 164-nucleotide messenger RNA. The record is from the annotation of a GenBank genome assembly. NCBI's taxonomy places the organism in Eukaryota, Fungi, Glomeromycota, Glomeromycetes, Diversisporales, Gigasporaceae.
AAACGACGACUGUUAUUUCAAAGUCUUCAGGUUCUACAAUAUCAGAUUCUACAAUAUUUACUGUUGCAUCACUGCCACAUUCUUCUUCUUCUUCUCCAUUAAAGAGAAAAUUUAUUGUAUUAAAAGAUGAAGAACAAGAAUUUAAUCCUUUAUAUAUUUCCUGA